This is a messenger RNA of Phalacrocorax carbo (great cormorant), 2518 nucleotides long. NCBI's taxonomy places the organism in Eukaryota, Metazoa, Chordata, Aves, Suliformes, Phalacrocoracidae. The record is from RefSeq and is a predicted model, not a curated record.
UCGCGGGCCGCCGUCCUGCCCACACACAACAUGGCGGCCGGGCAGCCUCAGCCGGCGCCGUGACCCGCUUCCGGUCCGCCCCGUGCCCUACUUCCGGCGCCUCCGGUGGCAGCGGCGGAUCGGGCGAUGCGGGAGACGGGCGGGGCCGGGACGGGCCUGGGCGGCUCCGGGCUCGGGGCUGCCGCCGCCGCCUGCCCCUGGGGCUGCGUGCUGGGCCCCGGCGGCUGGAGCGGCGCGGCCUUCUGUCCCUGGCACUUCCCGCUCAGCGCCGCCGCGGCCGAGCGCGCCCACUGGCAGGCCGCCUCCCGCCCGCCGGACCGCAGCGACAUGGGGGAAGCAUCCGGGGCCCGGGACGCCUUCAGCCACGGUCCCGGAUUCUGGUACAGUCCCCGCCGGGUGGAGGAGUCUGUGGAGGAUGAAGAGGAGGAGCGGAUCGGCUUCAGCCAGCACUGGGACGUGUCCAGCGAGGACAGCGACGCCCCUUACAACUUCUGUGGGUUCAAGAAAUCCUUCCUGUGCGAGGCCGCCCUGCCCACCCACCCGCAGCACAGCAUUCACGACAUGCCCAUGCUGCCCGUGCCCUGGCAGUACUCGCUGACGGCCGAGGAAGCAGAGAGGAACGCGCGGGAGCUGGUGGCGGAGGAGGAGCGGAUAAAGAGGAAGGCAGAGAAAAAGAAGCUGAAGAAGAAGAAACAGAAAGACCGAAAGAAACGAGAAAAAUUAGUACAAGAGCUGCAAAGCAAGCAGGAAACCGAGUCGAAUACCUCAUCCCUGAGCAGCGCUGUGGGCACCGGGCACCCCCAAAACAGCAAUGAUGAGGAGGGGGAACACUGGCUGGGUCCCAGCCCCUCCCCAUGCCUUGGGGACAAUGCAGCCUCUUCGGGAGAGGAGGGAGGUGGCCAGUCAGCCAGGGCGGAGGAGAUGGAGGAUGAGCUGGACUUGAGCUGCACCUUCAUCUUCAAAGCCCGGCAGAAAGCGGGCGUGAGGCUGCCGGCGCCUGGGAAGGAGAAGCCAGCCAGGACAGAUGUCACAGAGCCAGGCAAGAGGGUGCCAGGGAAGGCAUCUGAGCCCUCACUGCCCUGCCUGCCCAAGCCCUCGCCGCCUUCCCUGCCUGCCCCACAGGCACCUGAAUCUGUGCCCCUGGACACGAGCAUGGUGGAACAGAGCCUGAUCCUUGCAGGCCGUGGCAACGAGGCUGCCCAGAAGGGCCGCUAUGCUGAGGCGGUGCAGGCCUUCACUGAGGCCGUGAAGCUGAACCCCAGGGAGCACCGGCUCUUCGGGAACCGCUCGUACUGCUACGAGAAGCUUCGAUGCUACACGGAGGCGCUCAGGGAUGCACAGGUGUCGCUGAGGCUUCAGCCCAGGUGGCUCAAAGGCUUGUUCCGAAAGGGCAAGGCGCUGCGGGGGCUGAAGCGCUACGCCGAGGCCGCCAGCACGUUUGAGGAGCUGCUGCGCCUGGACGGUGCCAACGCCGACGCGGCUGCACAGCUGGAGGCCUGCCGGGCCCUGCUGCGGCGGAGCAGCCCCGGGGGAGUCCCGGUGUCCCUGUCCCUGCUGGAGGCUGGGGAGCCACCGCUGCCUUCCUCCGGCGAGUGGGUGAGCGAGAGCUGCUGGGACACGGACGCGAGCGACUUUGUGACCGUUGUGAGCUCCAGGAGCCAGGCGAAAGGCCAGGGCCGAGCUGUGGCCAGUAGCCAGCAGACGCUGCCUCCGACCCAUCCCGCCAGGGACUGCUACCCUCUCUGGGUGGGGAAUAUCACCCCCAGGAUCAGCAAGAAGGUGUUGCAGAACUCCUUCAGCCGCUUUGGGGAGAUCCGCUUCAUCCGGAUGCUGCCAGAGAGACGCUGUGCCUUCAUCAACUACGCGCAGAAAAAGGCAGCAGAAACGGCCUAUGCAGCCAUGCAGGAUGCCGAGGUGGAGGGAAGCAGGCUGGUGCUGCAGCUCAAGCACCCCUCCCACGCCACCCCGUCCCCGCAGCGGUACCCGGCGCCCCGUGGGGAGGUGCGUGCCCUCCCCCGGGGUCUCCUGUAGCCAGGGGCUCUCCUCAGCUUAACAGCAGCGGAGCCUGACCCUGUGUGGUGCGGCAUCACCCUCCAGCACCGCUGGCACGCCGCAGAGAAGCUGCGCCCUCGGCGUGGCCCUGUCCCUGCGGACGCUGUGAUGGGGUGUCCCGGCCCCCUGCCCGGCCCUGGGGCACCCACCCCAGGCUGCCUUCUCCUGGGCUGGGGGGGCCCCUGCUCCCCCGGGGGGCUGUGCAGGGGGCCCUGCUUUCGCCCUGCCUGUGCCUUUUCCCUCUGCAGGCAGCGGGACCUGCCCUGCUCCGGGUGCCUCUGUGGGUAGGGGUCCCCCCUCUGGGUGCCUCUCCACGGGCUGUGCCACUGCCCCCCAGCUGACCUGCUGAGGCCUGUGCCCCCCCUGGAGCACCAGGGCAGGGCAUGUGCCAUGGGGGGCUGACGGUUACCCCCGCUCCUUCAGGGAUUUGUACUGGAGUCGGGGUUCUUAAUAAAGCUGAGAUCUA